AUGCAGCCGGAAGCGGGGACGAGGAGCGGGAGGGGCCAUAUCAUUGUGCCUGGGUUUAUUGGAUGCUCUGGGUCUACCGACUCCAAAUACACGUAUGUGCGUUACUUGGCGCAUGGCAGCUCUGGAGAGACGUGGAAAGUAAUGAAGGUGAGUGACGGAACACUGUACGCGCUGAAGAUAACCUCGCUUAAACACUCCCAUGCUCCAUCUUUGAUGCGGAUGCGUACAGAAGUGCGAUGUUUGGAGUCUAUAGACCACUUUGCAUGCAUUAGACUUCAUGAAAAGCUUGAGACGGAGUCGCACUUUUUUCUCGUUAUGGAGUACUGCGACGCCGGCGAUUUACGUGAUCAUUUGCGCGGUGGCAGCUCACUGCAGGAGCACCAGAUUGUCUAUAUUCUGCUGCAGCUUCUUCUGGCUCUUCACUACCUUCAUACAAAGAAAAAGAUGCUCCAUCGUGAUCUCAAACCGGCAAAUGUGCUCUUGCACACAAAGGGUCUCGUGAAACUAGGAGACUUUGGCCUGAGUAAGACGUACGACACCAUCAGCGGUGACGUGGGACUCACUAUUUGUGGCACACCCGCUUAUGUUGCGCCAGAACUGUGGCGGAAGGAGCGCUACGGAGCAGCCGCAGACAUUUGGUCGCUUGGUGUGAUACUCUACGAGGCCUUGACCGGUAGGCGCCCAUUUGAGGGCGCCAAGUGUGAGGAACUCCGCCACAAGGUUCUUACGGAAGAGGCACCCCCCAUAGAAACCGCGCACAAUGCGGAAUUGAAAGGCAUUGCGUACGCACUACUCCGUAAAUCGUCUGCAGAGCGCCCAGACACCACUCAACUCCUGCGUGAGCCCCUCCUCGUCGCCGCGUUACGUAACUUUCCGCAGGUGCUAAGAUUCUCAGAUGUAGACGAGCCGUUGCGGCAGCGCGUCUUGCAUGACAUUAGCUCCGGGCAGCUGCUGCCCAGUCUGCAGGUGGACCACUCCGUGGUUUUUGCCGGCACGGUGUGGAAGUACAAAUCGCCGCAGGAUUAUCAGGAACGCUACAUGGAGCUUGCGAACGGUCAAUUGUCGCUGCUGCUUCGACCAGGGGGGAGAGUCGGCUUUCGGGGAUGCAUUCCGAUGCUGCAGGUGGAACAGGUGGCCUGCAUCGACCCAAACCACGUGGCAUUGAAGAUCGAGGGUGCGGACUGGUGCUACUUCCUGACGCCAGAGGCGGCAAUGUGGGAGGAGCGGCUACGGGCGGCCCUGCGAAUGUAA
Molecule: messenger RNA, 1251 nt
Organism: Trypanosoma conorhini
Lineage: Eukaryota; Euglenozoa; Kinetoplastea; Trypanosomatida; Trypanosomatidae
Product: putative protein kinase
Exons: 1
Coding region: 1-1251 (416 amino acids)
Biological process (GO): protein phosphorylation
Molecular function (GO): ATP binding; protein kinase activity
Source: RefSeq, a predicted model, not a curated record